AUGGGACGCCUAUGUCUGCUCCUGGUUGUCAGCCUCUCCCUGCUCACCUGCCAGGUUUUGUGCUCCGGAGUGUUUGAGCUGAAGCUGCAGGAGUUUCUUAAUAAAAAGGGGGUAAAUGGGAACGCAAACUGCUGCCCAGGAGGCUCAGCUCAUCCGCAGAGCCAACACCAGCAGUGUGAAUGCAAAACCUUCUUUCGGGUGUGUCUGAAGCACUACCAGGCUAACGUCUCCCCUGAGCCUCCAUGCACCUACGGCGGGGCCGUGACGCCCGUCCUCGGCUCCAACUCCUUCCAGGUGCCGGAGACGAACGCAGACAGCUUCACAAACCCGAUACGCUUUCCCUUUGGCUUCACGUGGCCGGGGACGUUUUCACUGAUCAUUGAAGCCCUGCACACUGACUCCCUGGACGACCUGACAACAGACAACCCAGAGCGUCUGAUCAGCAGAAUCACCACCCAGCGUCACUUAACCGUGGGAGAAGAGUGGUCCAAGGACAUGCAGACGCGCGGCAGGACUGAGCUGCGUUACUCUUACCGUUUCCUGUGUGAUGAGCAUUACUAUGGCGAAGGCUGCUCUGUCUUCUGCCGGCCCCGAGAUGAUGCUUUUGGGCACUUCACCUGCGGCGAGCGUGGGGAGAUCAUCUGCAACUCUGGCUGGAAGGGACUGUACUGCACUGAACCAAUCUGUCUUCCUGGCUGUGAUGAAGAACACGGCUUCUGUGAUAAGCCUGGAGAGUGCAAGUGUCGUGUGGGCUUCAGUGGACGUUACUGUGACGACUGUAUACGUUACCCAGGCUGCCUUCAUGGCACCUGCCAGCAGCCCUGGCAAUGUAACUGCCAAGAGGGAUGGGGUGGGCUCUUCUGCAACCAGGAUCUGAACUACUGUACGCACCACAAGCCCUGUCUCAAUGGAGCCACCUGUACCAACACUGGUCAGGGCAGCUACACAUGCUCAUGUCUGCCUGGGUACACAGGAGCCAGCUGUGAGAUCCAAGUCAACGAGUGCUCUGGAAACCCCUGUCGAAAUGGAGGCAGCUGUACUGAUGACGAUAAUGGCUACAAGUGCACCUGUCCACCUGGUUUUUAUGGCAACAACUGUGAGUUAAGCGCCAAUACCUGUGCAGAUGGGCCUUGCUUCAAUGGGGGACGUUGUGCUGACAACCCUGACGGUGGCUACUUUUGUCAGUGUCCGAUGGGAUAUGCUGGCUUCAACUGUGAAAAGAAAAUUGACCACUGCUCCUCUAACCCCUGUUUGAAUGGUGCAGAAUGUGUAGAUCUGGUGAACUCUUACCUCUGUCAGUGUCCUGAGGGAUUUUUUGGUCCCAACUGUGAGGAUAGUGUUGGCACCUCUGGAUUCUGUCUGUCCUUCCCUUGUCAGAAUGGUGGGACAUGUCAGGAAGGAGUGAACGGCUACUCUUGCACCUGCCCUCCAGGCUAUACUGGUGAAAACUGCAGUACCCCUGUUUCCCGCUGCCAUCACAACCCCUGCCACAAUGGAGCCACCUGCCAUGAGCGCGGCGGUCGUUACGUGUGUGCCUGUGUGCCUGGUUACGGUGGUCACAACUGUCAGUUCCUCUUACCGGAGGUUCCCCUUGGUCAGCCAGUGGCGGACGGACCGGAUCGUAGAUACUCCCCCGAUGGUGGAAUUGGUGAGGAAGAUGAUGGCAACAAUGGAUUCCCCUGGACAGCCGUGUGCGCCGGAGUCUUCCUUGUUCUAGUGAUCCUAAUUGGCUGCUCUGUGCUGGUGGUCUAUGUUCGGGUCAAACUACAGGACCGGCACACCCACCACAGUGACAGUGUCCACAGUGACAGCCACGAGACCAUGAACAACCUUACAACCACCAACAACUGUCUCCGCAGCGAUAAGGAACUUGGCUCUCUGAUGACAACUUCAAUCAAAAACACUAACAAGAAGGCUGAUUACCAUUCAGACCUCGGUGGGUCACUGGGUGGUUUGAGUGGAAUCAGUGGACUUAAUGGAUCAGAGAAGAAUGGCUUUAAGACUCGCUAUCCCAGUGUUGAGUACAACCUGGUCCACGAGCUGCGACCUGAGGAGCUGUCGCUAUGUAAAGAAGAGAGCCAUGAAGAGCCAGAGGUUAGAUGUGAGAUGCUUGAUGACUCUGACUCACAGGACGGAUACAGAAAGAGACAAAACAGUGAUGCAUCAGAAAAGAAACAAGUAGAAGAAUCACCAAGCUGUAGUGAAGCAAAAUAUCAGUCAUCCAGCGAUUUGAACUAUCAUGCAGCAAGUGAUCUUAAAUACCAGUCAACCAGUGACAUCAAAUACCAGUCGACAAGCGAGGUUGACUACCACAAUCCUAAUGACAGCAGGUACCAUUGUACCACGGACACCAAAUACCAGUCUGUCUAUGUCAUGUCAGACCAAAAAGACGAAUGUAUCAUUGCUACAGAGGUAUGAUAUAAUUCCAGACCAGACCACACCGGAUUCAUCUGGUUGAUGGCGGUCCAGUAAAACCAGC
Cheilinus undulatus (humphead wrasse) is the source of this 2479-nucleotide messenger RNA. RefSeq names its product deltaD (gene dld). Gene Ontology annotation, biological process: cell communication; heterophilic cell-cell adhesion; establishment or maintenance of epithelial cell apical/basal polarity. The record is from RefSeq and is a predicted model, not a curated record. Gene Ontology annotation, cellular component: plasma membrane; protein-containing complex. Bases 1 to 2418 code for a protein of 805 amino acids. NCBI's taxonomy places the organism in Eukaryota, Metazoa, Chordata, Actinopteri, Labriformes, Labridae. Gene Ontology annotation, molecular function: calcium ion binding. The transcript has 12 exons.